Molecule: messenger RNA, 5754 nt
Organism: Lemur catta (Ring-tailed lemur)
Lineage: Eukaryota; Metazoa; Chordata; Mammalia; Primates; Lemuridae
Gene: FOXO1
Product: forkhead box O1
Exons: 3
Coding region: 437-2413 (658 amino acids)
Biological process (GO): regulation of transcription by RNA polymerase II; insulin receptor signaling pathway
Cellular component (GO): nucleus
Molecular function (GO): DNA-binding transcription factor activity, RNA polymerase II-specific; RNA polymerase II cis-regulatory region sequence-specific DNA binding
Source: RefSeq, a predicted model, not a curated record
GAUCCCGUAAGUCGGGCGGCCGCGUAGUCUCUGCAGCCGCCGGCGGCGCCGCCACAUUCAACAGGCAGCAGCGCAGCGGGCGCGCCGCCGGGGAGAGCGAGCGGCCCGCGGCGUCCGUCGGUCCUUCCGUCCGCGGCCCUGUCAGCAGGAGCGCGGCGCCGGCUCCGCCCGGCCCGGCGGCUCUGGUCCGCCGUCCACUCCGUGCAGCGGAUCCGGAGGAGCCUCGAUGUGGAUGGACCCACGAAGUUAAGUUCUGGGCUCGCGCUUCCACUCCGCCGCGCCUUCCUUCCAGUUUCCGUCCGCUCGCCGCGCCGACCUCGCCGCCCCCCCGCCCAAAUCUCGGACCGGCUCUUCGCGCCCCCUCCCCCUCCGCCCCCAGUGCAGCGCUCUCCCCCUUUUUGGCUCUCCCGCGGCUGGGGGAGGGGCGGGGGUCACCAUGGCCGAAGCGCCCCAGGUGGUGGAGAUCGACCCGGACUUCGAGCCGCUGCCCCGGCCGCGCUCGUGCACCUGGCCGCUGCCCAGGCCGGAGUUUAGCCAGUCCAACUCGGCCACCUCCAGCCCGGCGCCGUCGGGCGGCGCGGCCGCGAACCCCGAAGCCGCGGCGGGCCUGCCCUCGGCCUCGGCCGCCGCUGUCAGCGCCGACUUCAUGAGCAACCUGAGCUUGCUGGAGGAGAGCGAGGACUUCCCGCAGGCGGCCGGCUCCGUGGCGGCGGCAGUGGCGGCGGCGGCGGCGGCUGCCGCCACCGGGGGGCUGUGCGGGGACUUCCAGAGCCCGGAGGCGGGCUGCUUGCACCCGGCGCCGCCGCAGCCCCCGCCGCCCGGGCCGCUGCCGCAACACCCGCCGGUGCCCCCCGCCGCCGCCGCCGCCGCCGGGCCGCUUGCGGGACAGCCGCGCAAGAGCAGCUCGUCCCGCCGCAACGCGUGGGGCAACCUGUCCUACGCCGACCUCAUCACCAAGGCCAUCGAGAGUUCGGCGGAAAAGCGGCUCACGCUGUCGCAGAUCUACGAGUGGAUGGUCAAGAGCGUGCCCUACUUCAAGGAUAAGGGCGACAGCAACAGCUCGGCGGGCUGGAAGAAUUCAAUUCGUCAUAAUCUGUCCCUGCACAGCAAGUUCAUUCGCGUGCAGAAUGAAGGAACUGGAAAAAGUUCUUGGUGGAUGCUCAAUCCAGAGGGCGGCAAGAGUGGGAAGUCCCCCAGGAGAAGAGCUGCAUCUAUGGACAACAACAGCAAAUUUGCCAAGAGCCGAAGCCGGGCUGCCAAGAAGAAAGCAUCCCUCCAGUCUGGCCAGGAGGGUGCUGGGGACAGCCCUGGAUCUCAGUUUUCCAAGUGGCCUGCGAGCCCUGGCUCUCACAGCAAUGAUGACUUUGAUAACUGGAGUACAUUUCGCCCUCGAACCAGCUCAAAUGCUAGUACUAUUAGCGGGAGACUUUCCCCCAUCAUGACCGAACAGGACGAUCUCGGCGAUGGGGAUGUGCAUUCUAUGGUGUACCCACCCUCUGCCUCAAAGAUGGCCUCUACGCUACCCAGUCUGUCUGAGAUAAGCAACCCUGAAAACAUGGAGAACCUUUUGGAUAAUCUGAACCUUCUCUCAUCACCAACAUCAUUAACUGUUUCGACCCAGUCUUCACCUGGCACCAUGAUGCAGCAGACACCAUGCUACUCGUUUGCACCGCCAAACACCAGUCUGAAUUCACCCAGCUCCAACUACCAAAAAUAUACAUACGGCCAGUCCAGCAUGAGCCCUAUGCCCCAGAUGCCUAUGCAAACACUGCAGGACAACAAAUCAAGUUAUGGAGGUAUGAAUCAGUAUAACUGUGCACCAGGACUCUUGAAGGAGUUGCUUACUUCUGAUUCUCCUCCCCAUAAUGACAUUAUGACUUCAGUCGAUGCUGGGGUAGCCCAGCCCAGCAGCCGGGUUCUGGGCCAGAAUGUGAUGAUGGGCGCUAAUUCUGUCAUGUCAACCUACGGCAGCCAGGCAUCUCAUAACAAAAUGAUGACUCCCAGCUCGCAUACCCACCCCGGACACGCUCAGCAACCGUCUGCGGUUAACGGGCGUGCCCUGCCCCAUGCGGUGAACACCAUGCCUCACACCUCGGGCCUGAACCGCCUGACCCCAGUGAAGACAUCUUUACAAGUGCCUCUGCCCCAUCCCAUGCAGAUGAACGCCCUGGGGGGCUACUCUGCGGUGAGCAGCUGCAACGGCUACGGCAGGAUGGGCCUUCUCCACCAGGAGAAGCUCCCAAGUGACUUGGACGGCAUGUUCAUCGAGCGCUUGGACUGUGACAUGGAGUCCAUCAUUCGGAAUGACCUCAUGGAUGGAGAUACAUUGGAUUUUAACUUUGACAAUGUGUUGCCCAACCAAAGCUUCCCACACAGCGUCAAGACGACGACACAUAGCUGGGUGUCAGGCUAAGAGUUAGUGAGCAGGCUACACCUAAAAGUACUUCAGAUUGUCUGACAGCAGGAACUGAGAGAAGCAGUCCAAAGAUGUCCUUCACCUCCCCCUUUUACUUUUCUUCAUUUAAAAAAAAAAAGGCAAGAAAAAAAAACCUCCCUUUUUUUCCUUUCGUCAGACUUGGCAGCGAAGACAUUUUUCCUGUACAGGAUGUUUGCCCGAUGUUUGCAGGUUAUGUGCUGCUGUAGAUAAGGACUGUGCCAUUGGAAAUUUCGUUACAAUGAAGUGCCAAACUCACUACACCAUAUAAUUGCAGAAAAGACUUUCGGAUCCUGGUGUGCUUUCAAGUUUUGUAUAUAUAAGCAGUAGAUACAGAAUUGUAUUUGUGUGUGUUUUUGUUUUUUUUUAAAUAUCCAUUUGGUCCAAGGAAAGUUUAUACUCCUUUUGUAAUACUGUGAUGGUCUCAUGUCUUGAUAAGUUAAGUUUCUGUUUGUACUACCUGUGUUCUGCUGAACUGACGGAUCACAAAGAACGGAGGUUCUCCGUUCUGCACCUCCACUGAACAGCUUCAACCUGUUCACGUUGCCACAGAACUCACAUGAGAACCAAGUAGCCUGUUAUCAAUCUGCUGAAUUAAUGGACUUGUCAAACUUUUGAAAAACAAAAAAGAGAUUAAUGCCAGCCUUGUACAGGUCUUUUCUAUUUUUUUUCUUUGUUUAUUUUGUUAUUUGCAAAUUUGUACAAACAUUUGAAUGGUUCUAAUUUCCAGAUAAAUGAUUUUUGAUGUUAUUGUUGAGACUUGAGAUCAUUUUUGGAAUAGAUAUUGAACUGUAAUGUUUUUUCUUAAAUCUAGAGUCUACUUUGUUACAUAGUCCGCUUGUAAAUUUGUGGAAUCACAGGUAUUUGGGGCAGCAUUCAUAAUUUUCAUUUUGUAUUUCUAACUGGAUUAGUACUAAUUUUAUACGUGCUUAACUGGUUUGUAUACUUUGGGAUGCUAAUUGGUGAUGUUUCCGACUAAUCUUAAAUCAUUGUAAUUAGUACUUGCAUUUUCAACGUUUCGGGCCGUAUUUGGGCAGAAAAGUGAUGUAUAGUUAUGGACACUUUGCGUUUCAUAUUUAGGAGAACUUAAUAUGUUUUUAUGUGUGUAUUUUAAACAAAUUUCAUCCGCUUCUAUUGAACUGUGCGCACCACACAGUGUCAGGUGUUCUGAUAGGUGCCCGUGUGUUGCAUUGUUACAGUGAUUCCUGGGAGGCCUCAUCAUGUUUGCAGAUCAGAAAGGGAGAGCUACAGCUAAAACCAUGCUUCUUUGUCAAACUGCGGGUUCUGAUCAACCUCACCUGUUUGAGUUUAGCUGCAGCACAAGUUUCCCCUCCCAAUCAUGUGCUCUUGUUUCGGGCCAGGGGGAGGCUGGUUUUGUAGCUGUGCCCUGAGGAACGAUGUCAGCACUCUCUUCGUCCCCAUCUCCCUUCUGCCCUGUGGGUUACUCAGCGUACUGUGGAAGUUUAAGUUGAAGGAGGGAAUUUACAGUUGGGACUGGAGUGAUUUGUAGAAUGCUUUGUGUUCGUAAGGACAGAUGGCUACCAAAUGGAAUAAAGCUUGUUUAAAAAUUGGGGCAAUUAAUUUGAAAACCAGCAAACCAGCUGUAAGUUGUGCAUUUGAAUUUAUUUUAAAAGCCUUGGCUUAAGUUAAGAAUUUGAAAAUUUCUUCAGCCUUUAGCAACCUAGCAUAUAAUUCCAAUCAUUAUGUUUUAAUACUUUGCAAUUACCUGUAACCGACAGACCAAGUUAAUUGGCUUUGUGUCCUAUUCAGUCCAUUAGUACUUUCAAGUCACGUGGAAGCCCAAGGUCAUCACAAUAAAGGGAACAGGCGCACAGCAGUGUUCUUCGUGCCUUCUUGAGAAGGCUGUGAUUUCUGUGUGCAUGGCCCAAAUCACACUUGCUUUGUCUUGUAUGUUAAUGGCAUCUCCAUUGGCUUGGUUUUCCCUACAUGUUUAACAAGAACACAAGUGCGCCUGAUAGAUUUCCUACAGGAGGCCAGCGCUAUUGUAAACUUCCCAGUGUGACUUUUAUUUUUUUUGAAAAUUCAUUGUGCAGCUACCAUUCUAACCAUCUUCAUUGUUGGGCACUCCAAGAUAUGAUGCUGGGUUUAGAAACCUUAGUCCCUCUAAGCAGUGUCCCCUGUGCAUGUAAUUGAACUUUUUGGUGCCAAAGUACUCAUGUUCUCACUUCUGUCACUGUGGACUGUCACUUUCCUCCCAUAAGGUUAUUGCAUCAUUACACAGGAGCCUCAGAGCCCCCCGUUCGUUCAUUAAAGAGGCAACUACAGCUAAAGUCGCUGUUAAAGUCUUACUGCCUCAUAGAGUGAUGUUUAGAGAGAUGUUUCUUCCUCCUGAGCCUGUGUAAAUAUCCCCAGCCCCCACCCCCAUUUUUUCUUUGUUUUGAAAUCUCAACAGGAAUCCUAGGUAGCUCUCCCGGUACACUGAAGUCCAGAGAAAAACAUCUUGUCUGUCUGGAAAGCAAACAUUAUUUGGCCUCUGGUGGUUCUUUUUCUGUAAGAAUACUGACUUUCUGGAGUAAUGAGUGUAUCAGUUAUUGUACAUGAUUGCUUUGUGAAAUGUGCAAAUGAUAUCACCUAUGCAGCCUUGUUUGAUUUAUUCCUUCUGGUUUGUACUGUUAUUAAAAGCAUAUUGUAUUAUAGAGCUUAUUCAGAUAUUUUAAAUAUAAAGAUGUAUUGUUUCCGUAAUAUAGAUGUAUGGAAUAUAUUUAGGUAAUAGGUGCAUUACUUGGAAAGUUCUGCUUUGACAAACUGACAAAGUCUAAAUUAAUGAACAGGUGUUGUAUCCCAGUGAGCAGUAAAUCAGUGAAACAUCCCAAGAAGAGGAUAAGGACACUUAGAAUGGAAACAGUUCUCCAAAGAUAAACUAUUUGGAUUUGUUCAACUGCUGGAUAUAUACUGCCAAUAACCCCCUCCUCCACCUUAAUAUUCUUACAUCCAGCUCCUAAGAGUUUUUAAUUUAUAAGUGAUUUUAAAUGAGAAGGUCUUUUUAGUUUGGGAGUAAUCAGUAAAACAACGCGAGGUGGUUUAUACAAACAAAACAGCCUGGCAUUGUACGUGGCCCCUCCUUGAGGUGUAGGGCACAGCUGGCAGUGUGGCCAGGGAUGGCCACGUAAGUCCCGUCGGGACACAGUCCCACCCGCCCACAUUUCACUACCCAAGUUUAAUAACAGUGCAGAUUCCAUGUUCCUGUCCCGAUACUCUCUGAGAAGUGCCUGAUGAUGCUGAUGUACUUACAGACACAAGAACAAUCUUUGCUAUAAUUGUAUAAAGCCAUAAAUGUACAUAAAUUACGUUUAAAUGGU